AUGGCUGUUUUUUUCAUUGUUUCUGAUUUACAAACAUUUGCAGGACUUUCAGCUAGUGACCUUGAGAACUUAUGGAAAGAUGGGUCAGUGAGUGAAAAAGAGGGAUCAUUAAAAACUAGGGUAAAUGAAGUGAGCCACAUCACAUCUACAUCACUUUCUGCUAGCCAAGAAUCAAUGUUGCCUACUCACAUUCCAAAUCACUUGUUGACCAGGAAACAUGAUCAAUGUAAGUUAUCAAAUUCUACCAGAACUGGAGUUACAUACCAAAUAAAUUCUGUUUGUUCAUCAAAGGAAAAUGGUAGCUGGUACCAUGAUCAUCAGGUUCAUCCACUGUUUGGUAAUGGUGUUUGCAACUGGCCUGGAUGUGAAGCAGUCUGUGAAGGUUUCCAAGCAUUUAUUCAACAUCUGAACAAGGAGCACUACCUUGAUGAUAGGAGCACAGCUCAGGCUAGAGUACAGAUGCAAGUGGUUUCUCAGCUAGAAACUCAAUUAACAAAAGAGAGAGGCAGACUUCAAGCCAUGAUGACACACCUCCACACAAGAACUACAGCAAAUUUACCUUCCCCUGAUUCUUCAACUCAGGACAUGCUCAUGCCUCCAGUCUCCAAACCAGCACCAACAUCACUGCAACAACUAUCCCUGCCAAUAACAUCAAUAUCUUCUUCUCUGGGUCACUUACCUCCUCUCAUGAAACCAGCACUAUCAUCUCCACCAUCUGCAUCAGUGUCUUCUACUGAUUCACUCACAGUUACCUUGCCAACAAUGACCAACUCAACAUCAUUGAUGACAUGUCCACCGAGACUAAUUCCAGCAAAUCCCCAAUCUUUGCAUCCUCCUGCCUAUAAUGAUGUUGCUUCAGUUUAUUGGAGACUUAAUGAAAAAGGAUGUACUUCUAUGUCAGGUUUGGAGGCUCCUUUAGCUGACCCUUCAAUAAGAAAACGAAUGUCUGAAAAAUCCAAACUAGACAUUAAUGAAGAACUUCGAACGAAUAGAGAAUUUUACAGGAAUGCAGAUUUUAGACCUCCAUUUACAUACGCUGCUUUGAUCAGACAGGCUAUUAUAGAAUCCCCCGAGAAACAGCUGACUCUGAAUGGAAUUUACUGCUGGUUUCAAAACACAUUCUGUUACUUUCGGAGAAAUGCACCCACAUGGAAGAAUGCCGUGCGUCACAACCUUAGUCUACACAAGUGUUUUAUGCGGGUCGAAAAUGUAAAAGGGGCAGUCUGGACAGUGGAUGAGUCAGAAUUUCACAGGCGACGGUCCCUAAGAGUUCAGGAGCAUAUUGAAGAUAUACCAUCUACCACCACACACACUUCUUCCCAUGAUCAUCUCAGUCCAACAUUGCAUCAGAAUCCAGGAUUAUAUGGUGAACAUAUUACAGCUUCACUACAGGCAGCAUUGGCAGAAAGCAACCUAACAUUUUUUAGCAAUUCUAUAUCCAAGGAAAUUACACUGCCCUGCACUCCAACUAGUGUUUCCCUGGCUGUCAGGAAAGUGAUCAGAGGUGAUCGUUAUGUGGCCGGAAUGGUUCAAAAGAAAAUCAUGAAUGGUGAAAGACCAAAUUGUCAUAUAUCCAGUGAUGCCCUCAUCAAGAAAGAGUUGCUCCUUGAAGAAGAUGGAGAAGAUGGUUCGGGUAACAUUUCCUCAUUUCAGUGAAGAGGAUGGUCAAAGUCAGAAUGGAAAAAUGGAAGCUAAAGAAGUGGAAGAUCUUUCCAUUCCUACUAAUGCUUAGUUAGAUAAGUCUACAACAAAGAGUGCCAUUACAUGGACACAUACCAUCAACAAACAAAGUGGUGUAUCAGUUUUCAAAAACUGGAAGUAGAAUUAAUCUCUCGACUGCAUGUUUUUUAUUCCUAAAGCAAGCUGUCUUUUUGUAAUUAGCAUAACUCUCUAGAUGGAACUUGGCACAGUUGAUUCAGGACAUUAAGGUUCCAUUCACUGUUACAGUUGAUUGAGGACAUUAAGGUUCCAUUCACUGUUACAGUUGAUUCAGGACAUUAAGGUUCAAUUAAUUGUUACAGUUGAUUCAGGACAUUAAGGUUCCAUUAACUGUUACAGCUUAGUGCAUCAGUUAGCACUGAUGUUCCUCUCAGACCUGAAAAAAUCUAUAGGCCUUAAUUCUAUUUCAUAAAUAAAAUUCAUAAAAUUUUAAAGGGACAAAAAAAGGAGCUAAUUAGCCCAUCAAUGAUGUCCCUUCCAGCUCUCAACUGUAACCACCUCUUACUACUCAUAUAUUCAUCCAGUGUUUUCUUGAACUCACUUAAAUUUUCUAUCUCCACCACCCUUGAAGGCAGCUCAUUCCAAAAGUCAACCAUCCUGUUUAAAAAGUAAUACUGUCUAAACUGCAGACGACUUCUAUGCCACCAAAACUUGAAUUUAUGACCCCUUGUCCUAUUGU
Molecule: messenger RNA, 2398 nt
Organism: Limulus polyphemus (Atlantic horseshoe crab)
Lineage: Eukaryota; Metazoa; Arthropoda; Merostomata; Xiphosura; Limulidae
Product: forkhead box protein P2-like
Exons: 10
Coding region: 1-1656 (551 amino acids)
Biological process (GO): regulation of transcription by RNA polymerase II
Cellular component (GO): nucleus
Molecular function (GO): DNA-binding transcription factor activity, RNA polymerase II-specific; RNA polymerase II cis-regulatory region sequence-specific DNA binding
Source: RefSeq, a predicted model, not a curated record